UCCCGGUCCUAUCCAUGGCGCGGUACUCGCUCCCACACUACUGACCUCACCUGGACGACAACCACCGCCAUUUCCUCGAUCGCCGCCGAUCCUUCUGAAUCGUACGUACGUGGCCAUGGCGAAAACCAUGCUGCUCCUGCUGCUCUGCGCGACGAUCGCGGCACACGCGCACGCGCAGGCGCCGACGCAGCCGGCUGCGGAGGAGACGCCGCCUGGGGCGGGCGUGAAGGUGUCGUUCCGGCCGAGCGUGGCCAUCGUGGUGGGCAUCUUCACCAUGAUCUUCUCCCUCACCUUCCUCCUCCUCAUGUACGCCAAGUUCUGCCACCCCGCCAACACGCCCCUCCUCCCCGCCACCACCACCGCCAGCCCCUCCCGCGCGCCCGCCCCCGACGCCUUGAUCGAGUCGGAGGCCAGCGCCGGCGUGGGCAAGGCGGUGAUCGAGUCGCUGCCCUUCUUCCGGUUCGCGGCGCUGCGCGGGGCGCGGCAGGGCCUGGAGUGCGCCGUGUGCCUGGCCCGCUUCGACGACGCCGACCUGCUCCGCCUGCUCCCCCGCUGCCGCCACGCCUUCCACCUCGACUGCGUCGAUCGCUGGCUGCACUCCAGCGCCAGCUGCCCGCUCUGCCGCGCCCGCGUCCACCCCGACGACGCCGACCUCGGCCUCAAGUACGCCGCCGCCAGCGCGCGCUUCGUCUUCGGAGCAGGCGACAACGCAGCCGCCGUUGGUGCCGCCCCCGCACCGUCCUCCGGCCGCGACCUCCUCGCAGGCAUCUUCGUCGAGCGCGUGCCGUCGGCGCGCUUCGGCGGCAUAGGAGACGCUGGCGCCGGUGAUGAUGCUGGUGCUGCUGAUGAGUCUAACUCUAAGCUGGACCGGCACCGGCAUCGCAUCGUGGUGUCGGACAGCGUGUUCAAGAGCCGGUGGAGCGACCUCAACUCGGCGGACCUCAUCGCGCUGGACACGGAGAUGCUGCGCUCCGUCUCCAGCGGCCGCUUCCCCUACCCCUACCCCGACGACGACAUUAUCUUCCUAGGAGACGAGCCGCCGGAGGAGCGCGGCCACCGAGACGAUCACGACGGCGCCGGCGUGUCCAUUGAGAUUGAGAGGAAGCGGCUGCUGGACGUGGAGAGCGGGAGCGGCAGCAAGGCGGCGCCCAGCCUGGUACGUGGACUUGGAGGGUGCGGCGGCUCCGACGCCGUGGAGCCAUCGUCGGUGCGCGCGGCGUCGAGGCUGGUGUCGUCGGGCGUGCGGUCUAUGUCGGAGAUCGUGCGGCUGCCUCGGGUGGCGGUAAGGACGGAGGAGGAGGAGAGGGCGCGGCAGCGGUGGGUGCCCAUCGCGCGGCGGACGGCGCGGUGGUUGGCCAGCCGGAGCAGGAGCAGGGAGGAGGACGUCAACGCCGCCGACCGCCUCCGUGUGUAAUGUAAUGUGAAGAAAAGAAACUACGGUAACGGUGGGCGCUAUCAAUCAAUCAAUGAAUCAGUGAGUGAGUCAAAGAUCAAAUCAAUCCAGUGCUAGCUCAAGGAAGGCAAGCAGAUGACAAAAAUGUUGAGAGGACGACGAGAAGAGAAGAAGAUGGUGAUCUCAUAUUGCACAUCAAGGCAUGUAUUGACUGGUUGUGUGUAUGUACAAUACAAUACAAUUGUGCAUAGGCUAGCUAGCACACAUGUACAUGCGAUGCAUGGAAUUACUAGUUACUACAAUACAAUUAUUAUACUGAA
Messenger RNA from Triticum aestivum (bread wheat), 1713 nucleotides. Its product is annotated as putative RING-H2 finger protein ATL12. The transcript has a single exon. NCBI's taxonomy places the organism in Eukaryota, Viridiplantae, Streptophyta, Magnoliopsida, Poales, Poaceae. Bases 116 to 1414 code for a protein of 432 amino acids. The record is from RefSeq and is a predicted model, not a curated record.